GUAUAAACUACGAAACCGGACAGUGGACCUUUAGCCGUCCUCCAGUUGAACUAAAGUAACGGAACGGGGGGAAAUGGCGGCUGAGUCGGAACCGGGCGGCGGGUCUUUUCCGGUUUGUGGAGUCGCGAUAGCGGUGGUGUCAAGUUUCAUCAACGGCUCCACUUUUGUGCUCCAGAAAAAAGGAAUAUUACGGGCACGCGACAGAGGAGUUUCCUACCUCACGGAUGUGUUCUGGUGGAUCGGCACCUUGUCCAUGAUUGUUGGUCAAAUUGGGAACUUCCUGGCGUACAAUGUGGCCCCGGCUGUGAUCGUGACCCCCCUGGGAGCCCUCGGGGUCUUGUUUGGGGCCGUGCUGGCCUCCUGGAUCCUGGGGGAGCACCUGAACCUGGCGGGGCAGCUGGGCUGUGUGCUGUGCUGCUGCGGCUCCGUGGUCCUCAUCAUCCACGCCCCCCAAGACGAGGCCGUCGCCACCCGGAUGGACUUUGAGGCCCGGCUUUCAGACCCAGUGUUGGUGGCGUACGGGGUUCUGGUGGUCCUGGUCCUGCUGGUCCUGGUCCUGCUGGUGGUCCCGGCUCACGGCUCCUCCAACAUGCUGGUGUACGUGUCCAUCUGCUCCCUGCUGGGCAGCUUCACGGUGCCCAGCAGCAAAGGCCUCGGCCUGGUGGCGCCGGACGUCUUCGGGUCGGCGGCGCCGGGCGGCGGGGGGGCGCUGCCCCUCUUCCUGGCGCUGCUGGCCACGCUGGCCUUCAGCGUGCUGGUCCAGUUCUUCUUCAUCACGAAGGCCCUGCAGAGCUUCAGCUCCAACGCCUUCGAAGCCGUCUACUACGUGGCGUUCACCUGCAGCGCCACACUCGCCUCGACGCUGCUCUUCGGGGAGUGGGUGGAGCUUACCGCGGCCGCCGGCGCCGCCGUGCUGGGCGGCCUGGCCGCCGUGUGUGGGGGCGUGGUCUUACUGCGCAUGUCUCAGGAGGCCUGCGUCACGGGGAGGAAGACGAAGAGCGAGUGAUGAAGAGGACGCCGUGGUGACUUCAUCACAACAACAUUCACACGCAACAGUUAACCAUCAAACCGCGUUUUAGAACUGGUUUUAUUUAUCUAUCUUCAUGUGUGUUUAUUUAUUCAUCAAGAAGAACACCAAAAAUAUAUAUAAUAAUUAAUAAUAAUAAUGAUAAUAGCCUAAACCAGCAAUGUUGAGGCCCAACAAACAAACUGGUUUAAAGGUCAAAGACUGAUCAAAAUAAACAAUAUAUAAAACAAUUUUAAAAAUCCAUACGGAAAUAAUUAACUCAUAAAUACAAGUAAUUAAAGAAAUUUGUUUACUAAAAUUAAUUAAUAAUAUCCACAUUAAAUAAAGCAGUCUGUAAACAUAUUUUUUUAAAGAAGUGAUUAAAAAUAUUAUAAAGAAACAAAAGAAAUGAGACAGAAGAAAGUAAACGAAGUAUAAAACUAUAGUUGUAAUUAUAGUUGUAGAUACUGAGGCUGGUUCUGUAUUUAAAGCUGAUAAAGAAAUGAGAGGAAAGACUGACCAGAUUAUAGAUAUGAAUAUAAUACUAAUACAUGUAUAAUAAUUAUAGAAGUAAUUAUUCUUUAUAAUAAUGAAGUUUCACUGAACAUCUUAUGGAACAUUUCUCGUUACUAUGUAACUCUUAAAUAACAUUGCACAUUAUAUGGUUUGAAUAUAAAACAUUUUUUUUUAAAUACAUACAAUAAAAAAUAUAUUUUAUUAAAUAUUAAAAUUAAAAAUUAUUUAAGAUGAAUCAAUAAAUAAA
Molecule: messenger RNA, 1769 nt
Organism: Pseudoliparis swirei
Lineage: Eukaryota; Metazoa; Chordata; Actinopteri; Perciformes; Liparidae
Gene: nipa1
Product: NIPA magnesium transporter 1
Exons: 5
Coding region: 74-1006 (310 amino acids)
Biological process (GO): magnesium ion transport
Cellular component (GO): membrane
Molecular function (GO): magnesium ion transmembrane transporter activity
Source: RefSeq, a predicted model, not a curated record